ACAUGGCGACAGACGGUCAUGACAGUUCACGGCCACCAGACAUGCCAGAGAUCAGUGUUCACUGCUCACAGGAAUGAAAACUAAUUAUGCUGUAAUAUUCACAUCAACUGCUGUAAAUUAUGGCGUCCAAGCUGAAAAAGAUAGCCUGUGACGUGAGCAUUGAUGACCCCGUGAGUUCGACUGACGAUUCUGAACUGGGGAGUGAGGACAUCGACUUGCAAUUUACCGGGCGAUUGUCUUUCCGGAAGUCUGCCCUUGGUGGUGACGACAGCGGUGAUCUGUCCGCCGAUGACGAGGACAGUGACAGAGAGAGUCAGCGUGGUGCAACCGGUGAUGUCUCUCGUCGUAAAGCUUCCAAUGCAGACAGUGUCGGCAGUGUCCACAGCCUUCAACUUGGUUCAAAGGCCAACAAGUUUCAUCCUGGAAGGACCAUCUUUGAGGUUGUGUCAGCCAAGACAAUGAAAGAUGGCAACUCUAGAUUUGUCUUGUAUACUGUGGCUGUCCUGAGAACAAUUAAGAAUGACACCUCACAAGCCACUGUUGAGAGGAGAUACUCUGAUUUUCACCAACUGAACACCAGCCUACGGAAGAGAUUCCCACGGAUAAUGGAGAACAUUGAGUUUCCAAGGAAGACUCUGACCCGAAGCUUCAAGCAUGAUUUUAUCGCUGAACGGAGCCGGGCUUUUGAGGCCUUCCUGACAUGCAUCUACAAGUACGAGUGCAUCCGCCUGUCGGCAGAGUUCCAGGACUUCUUCUAUAAUCAUGACCUGCGGAUCGCCUACCGCUAUAUGACCCAGGGCAACUUCCAGGAGGCGGUGCCCUUCCUGCAGAACACCCUCCACCUGCAGGAGAAGAUGCUGGGGCCUGAGCAUCCAGACACAGCCCGGACACAGUGCGCACUCAUCGUGGCAUACAUGUCUCUGGAGGAGGGUGAGGCCCACGUGCACGGCUAUGCCGAGUCGGCCUGGGAGACCAUUGGCAAGGAUGAAACGAACCCUUUCCUCAUACCACUGCUGCAGAUCCUGAUUGGCAUCCGAUGGAGGCUGCAGCUGGACAAGCGGGACCUGGAGAGCCGGCUGACGCGCUACGUAAAACAGGACAUGGCAGGACCCAUCAAAAUGCCUACGCUGGAGGAUCUGAUCAUGCAGUGUCUCUCCCAUAUGUAGAGCCGCCAUUGUUCCUUGGAUGCACCCUCAAAUUCUUGAACAAGAUUUUGCAAUAUUUAUUUCCUUACCUUGCAAUUGAGGAGCCUGCUAUUCCAUUCACUGAAGAGGUUACAGGGCGGAAAGUUAUUGUUUACAAGCAGAGCUUAAAUAGUUCACCGCCUUAACUGCCAUUUAACAAUAUGGAAAUUAAAAAAAUCCUUAAUCUUGCCUUUGUUUUCAGGCAAUUUAACAAAACAAAGUUACAAAAGUUGUAAUUGCACUUGCCAAAUUACCCCUCAUUUUGAGCAGAUACAAAAUAGUAAACAAGCACAACAAACUCAGUAUUUGUACUGAUCUCCACUGAGGCAGGAACGUGGAUGUUUGGACUGUACUGGGUAGCCCUUUUUUCUCUUCAUUAUGUCUAGACAAAGAUACCAUACCACCUUUCAGUCUCAGGUGUAUGUAAGGCCACACUUUUUUCUUUCAGGGAUUACAGAUCAGCUGGCUUUUUCUGUCCAAAGAGGAAAUAAAAUAUUGUUUGAUUUUGGCCCAUUUUUAAUUCUGUAUUUCCACUGAAUUUUUAGAUUCUUGUAGCAUAAGGGUCAAGAAAAAAAUUAGGAAAAAAGAUAACAAUUAUGAACACCAUCGUUUACAGCAACACCAUGCAACACAAAAAAAUUACUUCAUUUUCUCUGGCUUUUUACCAGUUUCCUUGUUUAUCAAAACCAUCGGGACAGAAACAUGGCUGACCUUGAUUCAGAAGUACAUGUAGAUGUUUUCCUUUCAUCUCCAGCACUGCCUCAAAAUGAGAAGAAAAAUCUCUGUAAUCUUAAAAACAGAAAGAAAAUGUGGCCUGUAAAACUAGAUAUUAAACUGUUUGGUCGAGUGGUAUGUAGAAUCCAGGUCAAAUUGAUACGGAUGUUGAAUUUUAUCCGUUGCAACUCUGAUAUCUUACAGAUUGUGAUCAUAUAAUGCAUUGUGCAAUGUUAGCUUUUAUACUACUUCCUCUAACUUUUUAACGUUCUGGUUGUGAUGGGGGAAUAUGGUUACCUUGAGACGGCUUCUGUUUGGGCUGACACCAUCGCUUGCAGAUUCAGGGUGCCAAAGGGGGCCACCCCCACCUCACCUCAAAAAAAAAAAAAAAUCGAAAAAUAAUUAGUGAAAGGUCUGUUUUUAUUUCCCUUCCUUAUAUAUAAAAAUGAGCAUGUAAAAAUCCCCAAAAAUGUAGCUUCACCUCCCAGAAAGGCCAUAGGCAUGUAAAAGUAUGUGAAAAAACUCCAGAUUUUUGGACCCCCCCCCAAAGCAAUGAAACAACUUUGCUCCCCAACUAACUUUGGUUGUGGAUCCGCCCUCGGACACCAUCGGUCAGUAGGUUUGCAUAAUACGUACACGCACUUGCACUUUGCUCAUUUCCAGUCUGUGGUCUGUUAUGGGGGGGGGAGGUAUGUAGACUGUCCCCUUUCCCAACGUCCUCAUAACUGAAUGGUGAUUGAGGUGGGAACAGUCUUUCUGUUCACUGAUGAUUGGGCUCCACUGGGGACGAGCGUACGUGUAUAUUUACAGUACUCGUUGAUUAAUAGCAUUUUGUUAUCCUUUGGUAAUGAACUUUAGAAUGAGUGUUUGUGAACUGCAUGGUUAACUGAUCUUUAUGCAUGAAUUUUGCGGUGUGUUAGAAAUGGAGUGUUCCUUUUAAGACUUAAAAGGAUCGCAAUAGUUUUAUGCUGAAUGAAAAGUUCCUUUGUUUCGUCCUGUCGUGUGUAUACAUAGAGUAUGUGUAAAGAAUUAUUUCAUUGCUUGCCAUAGCCCGAGCCAUUCUUUUUAGACAUGUACAGGUAGAAAUUUUGAUAUGCAGUGCGCAUUCCCCUGCUUGAAAUGUGGUAUUAUUCCACAGUAGUGCUGGCCUUUCUGUAACACUGGAUGAGAUCAUCCGUAUAAGUACUGCCUUCGACGGAUUAGUCUCAGUCACUCAUGGUGCCAACUGACUUUUAAUGCGUGUCUGGUGUUUUGCCUGAAGAUUUGUUUUAAAUUGACACAAAAGCCUACAGGUGAAGAUCCGUUUAAGAACACCUUUUUGCCGAGCUAGAUGAGACGAGUUGCCAUGUCUAAAUUCUUUUUUUUUUCAGUCCUUGCUAAGCCAUAAUAGUUUUUUUACCGGAAGAUACCAAUGACCGUGUUUGGCUGAUUCGUUGUACAUUUCUAAACUACUGUUGUGACGUUUUGAAUGUACAUGCACCUUGCAUCUUCUCUUGAUCGUGAAGAAAUCCACACAGCUUAUUCAUCAUGUACAUCUUGUAGCCGAAUAUUGUGAGUGAAAUGGUGUGCAGAACUCAUGUAUGUGUAAUUCUUCAGAUGGGUUUGAGAUGUUCGAACGCUGCAACAGUUAAAAUGCUAUUGAUAAUACAUGUACAUUUACUUUAAUCGUUAAGUACACGUAGUGAGUUCCUCUGAUUUUUGCAUUUCUCUCCACAAACUUUCUUUUCAGCUGAAUAGAUAUAUUUUUAAUGUAAAAAGCCAGUUUGUUUUUUUUAAGUAUCGAACUCAUUUGGCCACGGUAUAUCAAAAUGUCAAUUGUAUUUUAUAAUUUGUCAGUAUUAUGAAGGACACAUUAUAUUGCUUCCUGCUGAUGUUUUAAGAUUUUACCUCUCAGCUGUUACUUUGUAACUCAGCCUCGCCAAAGGUUGGCUAAAGGACAAUCUCUAAUUGUACAUGUAUUUUAUUUUUGCUACUCAGGUUGCCUUAUAAGAUUUUUGUAUUUAAUUUGCCACAACAGUUAAAAUGCUUUGGUUUCCCAAUACAUGCAAUUUGCAAACGGAUCUAAGCGUCCCGUUUGCAACAGCCUUUUGUUUUUUCAUGUGUCACAUUUUUCUUUUCAUGUUUGGCGAAAUGCAUGGAAAGAAGAGCCGCGGAGUUACAACAAGCGGCUUGCCUUAAACACUUACAUGUACAUGUACUUGCUUCAUGUUAAAAUGUACAACCGGUGCACUACAAAUGAACUAUAUAAACAUUUAUUUAUGAUCUUCUGGGCUGGACGGGCAAACGUCGUGGUUUCACUUUGCAAACGCCAUUGGUCACUGUUUCAAACGCCGUGGUUUUAAGUUAGAAGUCAACUCGGGCUCAUUUUCCACUCGACUGAGUUUAAAAGUUGAACCUCGAUGUAUGCAUGAACCAUGGCGUACGAGGUUUUACGUUUUAUAAGUAGAAUCGGGACAUUAGAAAGUUGAAUCACGAACUUUGAAAGUUGAACCAUGACAUUUUAAAGUUAGAGUGCGAUGUUGAACCACGACGUUUGCCUGCCUGAUUUGUAAUACCAUAUCUAUCUUAUCCACGGCUACAAUUUCAGUCCAUUGAUUAAACUUUACGUUUUGCUCUUUAACGGUUACUGGUGCUUUGAUGUGUUAUAUAGAAAUUGUAGGCAUUUUUAUGAAACAAAGUGUUGUAAUUAAAGUACUUAUCGUUCUCAGUGAAUGUGAUCGUGAAAGAUAACUAAGCUUAACGUUAGACUCUGUGUAUGUUGGUAACCUUGUAGCGUCUUUCAGGCAAUCUUUUCCCCCUCAAUAUUUCCUGAAUGUGCAUCAUGAAAGUCCGACUAUUUUUGAGUUAUCCUGUGCAAGACACUCUUUUUCUGUGAGAAGCAAUUACAUACUGUGCGAAGUUUGCACCCUGAAAACUGUGUUUAUCAAUUAAGCACGAUCUCGCUUUCAGUUUGUAAACAUGCGUAGAAUCUAACUCCUAAACACCUUUAGUUUCUAAGCACUUCCCAUCAAUACUCUCAACUUGAUUAGUAUUUAAAUAUAAGCUGGUAACGAGAGUGAGUGUGUAUAAUCGAUAACGACGUUCGCUGAACCUGUAAUUGUUGUUAUCAACAAACAAAAUGCCUAAAAUGUGGUGAAUUCGUCGUUGUUGCCUGAUUCUAAUGAUUAAUAACUGUGUACAAAUGUAAUACACAUCAUAUCAUCAUGUAAUGGUUGGCAGCGUAGACACUGGUGUAAUUAUAUCGCAAUCCAGAUCUUAGUUUGCAUAUUCCACGCGCUAUUCAACAGCUGAACAAGUAUCACAGACACGUCUGUGAACAUUAAAAAAAUGAUGAAAACAUGAAUUUUCUCUUCUGAAUAGAGAUGACACAGUUUUCAGCUGUGCGCGCUAAGAAUUCAAUCCCACCAUGUCUCCCUGGUGUAAAACGGUCUCAGUUAUCCGGGUUGCUGAUUUUUGUUUCUUCAGGACGAAUUCAGCGCAUAAUGAAGCAACGGUGUUUAUAUUGUCAUGUGCUCACUUACCCGCAGUACCAGACUUUCAAAAGAUCACUUUAAUACAAGUAACAGUCCAUUAAUAUUAUGGAGCUAUACAAAAAGCAAUCCUUUGGUAGCUCCGUGGCCCUAUCUGAUGUGCUUUAUCUAUCGUCACUGCUUUCAUAAAUUGGCGAAACAGCGUGUGAUUUGGGAAUGUUCAUUGUUAAUAAAACAGUACAAAGAUAUUAUGUUA
Messenger RNA from Acanthaster planci (crown-of-thorns starfish), 5624 nucleotides. RefSeq names its product sorting nexin family member 21 (gene snx21). Gene Ontology annotation, cellular component: early endosome membrane. NCBI's taxonomy places the organism in Eukaryota, Metazoa, Echinodermata, Asteroidea, Valvatida, Acanthasteridae. Gene Ontology annotation, molecular function: protein binding; phosphatidylinositol phosphate binding. The record is from RefSeq and is a predicted model, not a curated record. Gene Ontology annotation, biological process: protein transport.